Rhopilema esculentum is the source of this 3227-nucleotide messenger RNA. RefSeq names its product N-glycosylase/DNA lyase. Gene Ontology annotation, molecular function: 8-oxo-7,8-dihydroguanine DNA N-glycosylase activity; damaged DNA binding. The record is from RefSeq and is a predicted model, not a curated record. NCBI's taxonomy places the organism in Eukaryota, Metazoa, Cnidaria, Scyphozoa, Rhizostomeae, Rhizostomatidae. Gene Ontology annotation, biological process: nucleotide-excision repair; base-excision repair, AP site formation; base-excision repair. Gene Ontology annotation, cellular component: nucleus.
CAUAAAAGCACAAUGAAAGACAACUGAUGGACUCAAAAAAUCUUAGUCACUUUAGCUUUAAUUCUUGUAGCUAUCUCGAUAACUCAUUAAGAGCUACUGUUGUAUAUAGAGACGAAAUAACUUUAGCCGACAAGUUCCUUGGUGAAUGUUGAAGAAAAUAUGAAACAAUGCCUUAUGACUUAUGAAGAAAAUAUGAAACAAUGUCUUACCCAGAGGCGAAACUUCACUAUUUUCAUUUGGGGGGUAUGUAGUUAGAUGCCUGACAAAAGGGCGUGUCAUGCUUGAUGAAAGGGCGUGUCAUGUGUGAACAACAUUUUUAGGGCACAUCGCCUCAAGGGUUGAAAUCACCGGGGACCCCGAGCGAGGGUCAUUAAGUAUAUCCCUUUUAAUCCCCAAGCAGUUUCGCCCCUGGCUUUACCCUUAGUCCUUUUAAAAGUUUUCCAUGUAUAAAUAUUAGUGAAUUAUUGCAAGUUUCAAAAGAUCAUUGGGACAUGGAUCUUCUAAGAAUUUCAUAUGUCGCCCAAAAAGUAUAAGAUCAGUUUCAAUAGAGUCAUAUUGUGAUUUAGGAGAAAACAGCUCAACACAAGUACAUGUGGUAAAAGUUAUUUGAAAUAGAUGCAAAACAUUAUGUUUGGCGCAGAUAUGGAUUUUUCGUCAGAGCAGAAGAGAAUCAGUUUUUUUUACGUCAAUAGCUAGAACUAUCAAAAUUGCAUCUGCUCUUUUUGUAUUGAAAAAUAUCGUCUCUUUUCCAAAAAUAUUACUUUUGGUGAAAGUUGGAUCCAGUAAUUUCAGACUGACCCCCUUUACGUCUAGGUACCGAGUUAUCGAUCUUAGACUAUGCACUGUUUCUAAAAUUUUGCAUUUUACUUUCCCCAUAGUUGAGUCUGCAAGCAGGCUACCCUUCCAGGAAGCACCCAUUCUCUUGGAAUAAAUUGGAAGUCUUUCACACUUUCAUUACUUCUUUGUGCCUCUCAUUCCCUCAGUUUAUUCAAGCCGUGUCUCUCGUAUUUCAUGUCAACCUUCUAUUUAUUUUUCUUUCCUCUGUUGAUGUUUGUUUCCUUCUCUCCGAAGGAACCUGAAGAUCCUUAUAAAUAUUUCGGUUUAUUUUUACUCCCUCGUUGUCAUUUUCGAUACCCUCCAAAUGAGGCUUCCCGCCAAAAGAUGGUCGACGCUGUAACUCUGAUAUUCCUGUUCGUGGGCUCGCUUUUCUUUUGUUUUUUAGUAUCGUUUUUCUCGUGUAUGUUUCCAGCAACUGUUCGUAAAGAAGACUGAAUCAUUAGUCAUAACUAUGAGUGUUUCAGAGUUGUGCUGGAAGUCAUUCAGUUGUCCGAAAGCUUUGCUGAAUUUGGAUAUUGUGUUGGCCUGUGGUCAAUGCUUUAGGUGGUCAAAGAAUGAUGAUGGAGAAUGGAAUGGCGUUAUUGGUAAACGUGUUUGGUUUCUAAAACAGACUUCUGAGCAGAUAUUUUACAAAAGCUUUGGUAAACGUACUGAUGUUCUACCGUUUCAUAUAGAAAAAAGAGAAGAACAUGACCUUACAUCUUCGAAGCAACAAGAAACCUCUGUUGGCCAGGAGGACGUUCUCAACAACGAUCUCGAAGAGGCAAUUUUGCGGGACUAUUUUCAGUUGGACGUUGAUCUUGAAAGGCUCUAUAAGAGUUGGAGUAAAAAUGAUGAGGUUUUCAAUAGGCUGGCAAAUAAUUUUGGUGGAUUGAGAAUGCUGAGACAAGACCCAGUUGAGAAUCUGUUCAGCUUCAUCUGCUCUCAAAACAACCACAUAUCACGAAUUUCCUCGAUGGUCGAAAAGCUCUGUAGUAAUUACGGUGAUAACAUUGGCGAGCUAGAAGGAAAGGCCUACCAUUCAUUCCCAUCACUGGCUGCUUUGUCAAAUGAAAGUGUUGAACAGAAGUUGAGGGAACUGAGUUUUGGGUAUAGAGCAAAAUUUAUUUAUCAGUGUGCAAAGAAAAUUUUGGAAACAGGGAAGGAGGGCUGGCUUCAUCACUUGAGAGCUGUUGAUUACAAAGAAGCCCAUAGCGCUUUAUGUCAGCUUCCAGGUGUUGGGGCAAAGGUUGCAGACUGUGUUUGCCUCAUGUCCUUAGAUAAAACAGAGGCAGUUCCAGUUGAUACACACAUGUGGCAAAUCGCUCAGAGAGAUUACCUGCCACAUCUUAAGAAGUAUAAAAGUUUGACAGACAAGAUUUAUGAAGAGAUAGGUGACCACUUCAGAGGCAUCUAUGGGGAAUAUGCUGGUUGGGCACAUUCAGUACUGUUUAGUGCAGAUCUUCGUCGAUUCAGAGACUUAAAGAUGGAUGCCCUGAAAUCAAAGCCUGGACCAGAAAAACAGCAGCAAAAGAAACAGGCAAAGAGACAAAAGAGAAAGGUUAAAGCUGAUGUGAUUGUGAAUGAUUUGCAAAAGCAGCAGGACACAUCAAAAAAAGGGAUUUCAAAUGUAACUCAAAAUAGAUCUCUCAACUUUUAUCUUUUUGUAUCAGAUUCUAAAGAGGAGAAGUCAGCGUAUCAGCCAAGAUGCAGGAGGGAAACAGAGAAAAAUUUAGAACAAGAUGCAUUUUAACAGAAUAAUUUACUUUAUGGUUCAUGUGCCUUUAGCAUCUUAAAUAAUCAAAUUUUUUUUAGGUAGGGUGUGUUAUACUAACUUCUUUACAAGAGAUCAUUUUGAAAAAGUCUAGUAGUCAAGUAUUAGCUCUAAUCAAACCAUUAGCAUUGAUUGAGAAGCAUUGGCAUUUUAUUCAUUGGUAAAUUGUAUAAUAUUUUAUCAAUAAUGGAUUUUACCCUAAAAGGACUCUGGUUACAAAAGCAUCAAGCGUUUCUGUAAAAUUUGAAAUGCAAUUAAAUUGAAAGCUUUGUGUUUCUGUGAUUGCUUUCUUGACUGAUGUUAGGGCUAUAAGAUGAAUUUGGAAAAAUGCAUACUUGGAUUUCUAUUUUAGGAAAGUAUCGUUUAUCAGAUGCUGGCCCUAACUACCUAUCUUACCCAGCAGUAAUAUCUUGUUUUCCUUGGGAUGUCUAGCUGGGAAGUAUUGUGUGGACCAUCAUGGGAUGCAGACUGGUACCAUUUCUAAAAUGUGUGCUCCAACCACCUACCUACAGGCCUACCUAACCCAUUACUACCUCUUUUUCUCUUUGAUAUGCCCUUGGUUAUUGAACACAGAUCGGCAUCAUCAAUAUAAUGUGGACCUAAACCACACUUAGCCAACCUGGGAUAUAUCCUUGAC